CGCCGGUUGAUGGCGAGGAUGCCUUCACGCGAGAAACGCGUAUUUCUAUAAUGAUGGAUGAAAUAUUGCAGCCGGCAUCCGUGCUGUCGCCCGCCCGGAGAGCCUCCCCACGCUGGCCGCUCUCCAGGUGUCAGAGCAGACGCUGGAUUUGAUCCAGUAGAAGGGGACGUCUCCCGCCCCUGCUGCUGGACCGGGCCUCGUCCAGCUGAUCCCAGUGUGUACAUGAAUUCGGUCCAGCCUGUCUCACGUGCCCAGCUCCCUGUUUUCGGGUCAGCUUUCCGUAUUCUGGCUGGAUCGCGCUCCAAAGCUGUGCAGCUGAGGCUGAGGGGACCACAAGCUGCAGCCACUGCACCAUCGUCGCCAUGGAGACGCAGGGUUCUCCUCGUCCAGGCCCAGAUGCUCAGCUGUGUCUGAGGGGAAGCAGUCAGGACAGUGACCUUGGUCCACAGACGGGAUGAGCGGGGGAGUGGAGCAGGCCGACAUCCUAAGCGUGCUCUCUCUGGUCAAGGAACGAUGGAAAGUGGUGAAAAAGAUUGGGGGUGGAGGGUUUGGGGAGAUCUACGAGGCGGUGGACCUGCUGACCAGAGUCAGCGUGGCGCUGAAGGUGGAAUCGGCUCAGCAGCCCAAACAAGUGCUCAAGAUGGAGGUCGCUGUGCUCAAGAAGCUCCAGGGAAAAGACCACGUGUGUCGCUUUGUGGGAUGCGGCCGCAACGACCGCUUCAACUACGUGGUGAUGGAGCUGCAGGGCCGUAACCUGGCAGACCUGAGGCGGAGUAUGACCCGAGGAACCUUCAGCAUCAGCACCACCCUGCGACUCGGUCGCCAGAUCCUGGAGGCCAUAGAGAGCAUCCACUCGGUCGGCUUCCUGCACCGUGAUAUUAAACCGUCUAAUUUUGCCAUGGGACGCUUCCCCAGUACGUGUCGCACCUGCUACAUGCUGGACUUCGGUUUAGCUCGGCAGUUCACCAACUCUUGCCAGGAGGUCCGACCUCCUCGUCCGGUGGCGGGGUUCAGGGGAACGGUCCGCUAUGCAUCCGUCAACGCACACAAGAAUAAGGAGAUGGGUCGCCAUGACGACCUGUGGUCUCUCUUCUACAUGCUGGUGGAGUUUCUGGUCGGCCAGUUACCGUGGAGGAAGAUCAAGGACAAAGAACAUGUGGGGAAGCUGAAGGAGACUUACGACCAUCGUUUGAUGCUCAAACAUCUGCCGGCAGAGUUUGGAGUAUUUUUGGAACAUAUCUCUAAUCUUGACUAUUUCACUAAGCCUGACUACCAGCUGCUGAUGUCAGUGUUCGACAACAGCAUGAAAACGUACAACGUCGUGGAGAAUGACCCUUACGACUGGGAGCGCACCGGCACAGAUGGCACCUUGACAAUCAGCGCCAGCGUCACAACACCCCAGCAUCACACCCGCCUCACCCCGGCGCACAUGGGCAUGGCGAACGCUUCGCUCAUCCCCGGAGACCUGCUGAGGGAGAACACAGAUGAGGUUCUGCAGGAUGAGCAGCUGAGCGACGUGGAGAACAACCCCGUGCCCGAGCGGCUGCCGGGCUCUCCCCUGCACCCGCACCGCAACCAGGAGGCCGACGUCUGGGAGGAGCUGGACCGCAACCGCAACCGCAUCAGGACGGCGGCCUGGAAGGCGGGGACGGAGGAGGAGCACAGCAACAACCAGGGUAAUCAAGGGCACCAGAGCCCGUAUGCCGGGCCAAGUUUGGGUUCCCCGGUCAAACUGCACUCUGAGGUGAUGGCUUCAGACCGGGAUGGCCCCCUGCUGAGGAAGCUUCGCAACAUCCACAGCUUCGAGCUGGAGAGGAGGCUCGGCCUUGAGUCCAAGCCCAGUCCAGAGCGCUUCGCCGAGACCUGCUCGACGAAGCAUCCGUCUGGCACCAAGCACCAGGAGAAGGAGACUAACGGAGCAGCAAUCAUCUCGGUAACUCAGGGUCAAGCGACACCCGCCGGGCAGCGUCCCGACAGGGUCUGGCACUAUGACGAAGAGUUCCUGUCAGGCGGCGGCUCUCCUAAACCCGCCUCACCCGGGUCUCAGGAGCAGGGAGAGGGGGCAGCCAGCAGCGGGGGCUUCGUGGCCCUCAAUUUGAGCUCCGGGAGACAGGACGUGGACUUGAGGGAGUGGGUAAUGGUGGAGCGGCCCAGUGGCUCGCCAGGGAACUCGGAGGAGGACGAGGAGCCGGAGGUGCUCCAGCCGGAGGAGCAGUCGCCCGGGUGGGAAAAGUGCAGCCCGAGCCCCAGCUCUGGCAAAACCAGACAGGAAAGCACGGCUUCCUCCAAGGGCAGCGCUAAAGCGGACAAGCUGGAGCUUAGCGUGGGCCCCGCGGGGGCUCUGCCUCCUGUCACUCCCACCAGCCCGGCGGAGGCGCUGGCCGAGGGGGUCCUCACGCAGUUCCCCACCUCUCCUCCGUCCCUGCCUGAGGAGGUCGUGGCCCGGACGUGCAGCCCCGCCCCUCUGCGCUCCCCCAGCCCUCACGCCCUCCUCACCACCCUGUCGGACCCGCUGCACCAGCGCCGGCCGGCGGGCAUCCGGCGCAGCCAGUCCGCCGACCAGCAGCGGGAGCGCCCCUGCUCCUCCUCCUCCUCCUCCUGCCACGCCUCCCUCCCACCACCACCACCACCACCAAACCUUGCCCCCGGCACCCGCUCGCCCGGUCGCAGGAAACUGCCGGCCAUCCCGGCGGGCGCUGCCAACGCCAAGUUCCCCUCUGUCAUACGCAUCACGCGGGCCCAGCUCCAGCAGCUGACCGCUCAGCGCCCCUCUGGGCUCUCCUCCCAGUCAGGAUCAGACAGUGUUCCACAGUGCCUCCUGCUGGAGAGGCGUGGGGAGGCUGAUGCUGACCCUCAGCAGGUCCAGGAGCACAUUGUGGACAUCAGCUCGCCUCAAGACAGUGUGCCCAACCACCACCAUGCAGGGACACCCACAGACCCUCUGGCUGAGAUGUUGGUCAAUGGAGACAACCACACCAAAGCCCCAAGCCCCGUGCCAAGCCGCGUGUCCUCCCCACGCUCCCCCCAGUCGCCUCGCUCCCCGCCUCCUCGCUCGCCCUCCUCUCCGCGCUCUCCUCGUUCCCCACGCAGCCCCGUUUUUGCCAACGGCCACUUCUCCCCCCCUGUUAGCAACCAAAGGGAUUUAACUGGUGAAACUUUCAACAGGCUAAAAGACCCUGUGAAUGACUCUGCCCCCGCCGCCGGUGCAAUAGAGCCUCGUCCAAAAGAGGAGGUGAAUGGAGAUGGGAAUCAGGCUCCGGAUCAUAAUAGGGGCCCGGCCCCCUUCUCCACGGCUGCUCCCCGCAAGGACCCCAGCCGCAGGCAAAGUCGCAUCCCCGUGCCGGAACCCUCCACUCUCCUGGAGCUCCCGCCUCCCGGGUCUGCCAAGGAGAAACUCCUGCAGAAGAAAGCCAGCCACCCGGGCCCCGUCCCCUCCCCCACCGCCUCGCCAUCCCUCUCCGACAGGCGCGGCCACGUGGUGGCUUCCCUCGCCAGGGACCCGCUGUCCUCGGCCUCCGACCGCUCCCAGGAUGAGGACUCCCUCAUGGGCUCCCGUUCGGACCGCCAGGGAGACGACGCGCCGUCCCUGUCCUCGUCCUCCAGCCCUCUGUCCCGCAAGAGCAGGAUCCCCCGGCCCGUUCACGCGGCCUCCUCCGCGGAGCAGCUAGCUGCCCAAUUCAUGCCGCGACCGCCCCCCGGAAGGCCGCCAUGCCGCCCCACCGUGGAGGGCAGGCUUAGGCGUUACCGCAUCCGCGCCGGCAGCACCAGUGACUCCGACCUCCUGACCUGCCUGGCCCAGCUGAUGCACGGCUCCCGCGGCUCCCCCCUUCACCACCGCUCCUCGCCGCAGCGCGGGGGCUCCAGGGCGGGCGUCUGCAGCCUGACGAGCUCGCCGCACCACCACCGCAGCUCCAGCGCCUCGCCGCGCAGCUCCUCGUCCCUGCAGCGCUCCGUCAGCUCCUCGCCCUCCCGCCACGAGCACCGCGGGGGGGGAGGGGCGGGCUGCCUGGGCCGCAGCCGCUCGCCCCCCAGCUUCUCUGGCUCGCCGCCCCCCCGCCGCUUCUACCCCCACUACCAGGAGACCUGCUGCAGCCGGCAGGCCCGCACGCCUCCCUUCCACCUGUCCAGGGGAAAGGGAUGCAGCCGCGAGGGCAAGUGCUCCAGCAAACUGAGCAGAUAGUUGCCCCACAGAGGAUGACGGUACAUGACGAUGCGAUACAUCAGUCAGGUCAAAAGCCUGAGUCUUCAUUUAGAAAAUCUGGUUUCCUUGUUUUGUGUCAGUCUGAGCCCUACACACCCUCUGUACUCCAAUAAUUAAACACAUGUCCAGUUAUAAAGAUGUACUCCUGUGAUUUAGGUUUUUCUUUUUAUAGAGUUGUGAAAGUUUUGUGUUCAAACAUUGUGCAGCAGAGGCUCGGGUAUCUCUCGCCCAGCAUACCCUCACUCACCCACUUCCUGUUGGACUGCUGCUUUAUAUUAGAUUUUUGAACAAAUGUCAUGGACAUGAGUGGGGGCCACAUUUUAUAUUCCUUAACAUGUGGUUAGACUAAACGGCGUAGCUGCAAAAUGAACAUUGCUUUCCAGAUGCAGGAAGUAUUACAAUACAUAAUCAAUAGCCAGUUAAGCCAGUGGGCACAUAAAUAAAUCAGAGUCCUGUUUAUUCAACUUGAAGCCUUCGUGCGUGACAGUAUAAGGUAACCCUGCCACCCACCCACUGUUAAUGCACUUCGAUUAUACUGUUCCCGUAUCAGUACUGCUAAGAUUCCAGCUUGAUUACACGUUGGUUUGGGGCUGACUCUGUUAUCUCCUCUGCAUUUAUGGAUUGCAGGGAAUAAUAUUUACGCUGUGCUAUAAGUGAAUGCAGAAAGCCAGAAGCUGUAUACAGUUGUAUUUAUUGAAAUAUUUAUUUUACGAUGUUUAGCAAUGCUAAUGACUCCCACCCUCUCCUGUGUGGUCGUGGAUGUGUGGUUUUGUGUCACUCACUCACCUUGGUUGUAAAUAUUGAACAGAAGGUAUCACACUGACGUGAUCCUUUUAUACAAUCAAUCAUGUAAAGUGUGUGAGGACACACACCUUUCUGUGCCUACUGUGUUGCGAGGAGGGGAUCGAAGCGUCAAACCAAGCGAAGGAACUACAAAGUAGUAGAACUAGAUGUGAGGGCAUUAAUGGAACACGUGUUUCGCGUAGUAGUUGAAGUAGUAGCUUAUGCCGCAGAAACACAGGGUGCACUGCUGGUGCCUUGGCACUUGGGGCAGCUUGAGGAUUCUCUCUGACUUGUUUCUAACCAGACUCGUGCCAGCGGUUAAAAGACGACCCUUUUCACCAGUAUUCCUUUAUGUAGAAAAGGUAGCAACACAAAUAUUAGUCUGUUUGAGCAGCAGUUUACUGGUCUAAGUAGCUGUUACUUAUGAUCAAUAAUGGAAAUAUUUCGAGUUAAAUGCAUUGUAGCUGUCCAGAUUCUACCAGGUCAGUGUUUGGGGAAAAAUAUAUUAAUACAAGUGAAAUUCAGACCUCAAAUAAUAUUUUAGUUAAUAUAACUGACAAUGGAGGCCAUAUGUACUGUACAUAUAUUUCUCACACCAAAUUUACAUUCAAUGCCAUCAUGUGCAAGAAUGUUGUGUUCGGUUUUUACGCGUCAGAGAAUAUCUUUUGUACAACGACGUAAGUUAUGUUUGUGCACAAGGCAAAAAAACAAUGAAAAAUGUUUGGUAGGUAUUGUUUGUGUUUCAUUUAGUUUUAGGAUUUCUUACUAAAACCUCUUCAUGCUGCUCUGCUUGUAAGAUACUGCUUCCUUCCAGUGCUACUCUCUGCAUGUUCAACAAAAAGGAAAAAUAAGAAAAACACUGAAAUCACCUACUGAGAAAAAACACUGCUUCCCAUCACACUGCAUUUAUCUUGUAUUGUACGGUUCUAACUGAGCAGGGAUUCACUACCUGCUACAAACCUAAUUUCUAUGACUAUAUAUAUCUAAUAUUCAAUUUUAAGCUCCAGCCUGAUGUAUGACUCUAGUUUUCUGCGCUACCUGCACUGACUUGGUAUGAUUGUGUUCCUGGGUAAUUAAAUAUUGUAUUUUUGUCAGCGCUACUUGCUGAUAGGACGCACAACAUAAUUACCAGCCUAAUUAAAGCAGAAUCGACUGUGCUUUGUGUUUGAAGCACGCAUGAGUUGAAAGACUAACGGCAGCUGGCGCACAUAUGAAGUAACAAGCAAUUUGCAUCACGAGGCCAAAAGCUUUCAUAAAUUCUGCGUAUGUGACGAGAGCAUGGCAGCGUGUAGGGACUGAAUGGGCGCUCUGCAUCGUUGUGUAGAUGUGCCGUUACAUUUGACUCGUACAGCUAUGAUGACUCUUCCUGAAGGCAGACAGUGUUCAGUCAGUCAGCCGCCUUAAUGUCUCUUCUCUGCCCCUCUGUGCGUAGCGAGGGAUGACUGAGCCUUGUCUGUGUUGGAGAUCAUUCCACUAUUAGGCCCAAGCCUGUCACUUAUCUCUUGUCUGUAAAUUGUACAGUGUGUGCAACCAUGCCUGUCGCUACUAAAAUGAGUGCUGUCCGACUCUUGGGCUCACGAAGCUUUUACUGGAGAGCUGCCUGUUUAUCUGCGAGAAUGCAUGGGCCGUUUAUUGAUCGACUGGUGGAAGCGAAGAGAUUUCAAGUUGCAGUAUUUAAGGUGUUUGUUUUGAUAAAUGAAGCCCCUGAAACAGAGGUGUGCAAUUUCUACAUAAUGCUCACAGUCAAUCUUCAAAUUCUCUCUCUUUCAGGCUCACAUUUCAAGAUAUUCUUAAUUUUAAAGUUAAGAACAAGGUUGUGAAUACGAAUGAUUUUAUAAUUAAUAUAUACCUGUAAAAGAUUCAAAGCAAUUAUUUAAAUCAUUACUGUAAAAACAUGAAUAACAUACUAACAGUGGGAGGAAGGAAUUGACACUAAACAGUGCUGCUGGUUUUGAAAGAUAAUCAAGUUUCUCCUUGUAUUUAUUUUUAAAUAAUUAUUGCACAUACGUGGUGUGUAGUUGUAGUUCUAGUGUCCUUAUGGAUGAGUUUUUCUUUUUAAAGUAACCUGCUGUUACAAAGGUGUCAUUUUAAGGUAACUGCUGGUGUUUCUGCUUACACGUACCCACAGACUAACCAGCACAAACCCAGCUGAUUUAUCUUGAAAGCCAAGAUGAAAGCUAAUGAAAAGCAUUCGUGUGCACUGGUACACUUCUCAUGUCAUGUGUAUUACUUGUUAACAACAUAUAAAUACUUGAGAAAAGUAAUUUAUUGUAACAUUUGCUAAGUUGCCCAUUUGUUGUUUUGACUUCAAUUAUUGGAAUUUUUUAAUGGUUGGUAAUUUUUAGUGUUGUCACGGCUUUGAAACGUAAUUGUACAGUUUCAUGGAAAGAAUGUAACAACUGGAAGUUUUGCAUUGUAUAUAACUGUAAUUAUUUACGUUUAUUCUAUCAUUUGUAUCAUAUCAAUGCCUUGUACAGUGUUUUUUCUUUGCUUUGUUUUAAAAUUAUUUUGUAUUUUAUUUUUAUAAACUGGUUAUAAAUAAAAUACUCAUUCCGCAUGCAGACAA
This is a messenger RNA of Betta splendens (Siamese fighting fish), 7550 nucleotides long. It is a transcript of the gene ttbk2a, whose product is annotated as tau tubulin kinase 2a. The record is from RefSeq and is a predicted model, not a curated record. Gene Ontology annotation, molecular function: protein serine/threonine kinase activity; ATP binding. NCBI's taxonomy places the organism in Eukaryota, Metazoa, Chordata, Actinopteri, Anabantiformes, Osphronemidae. Gene Ontology annotation, cellular component: ciliary transition zone; nucleus; cytoplasm. The transcript has 16 exons. Bases 455 to 4180 code for a protein of 1241 amino acids. Gene Ontology annotation, biological process: cilium assembly; signal transduction; peptidyl-serine phosphorylation.